Diabrotica virgifera virgifera (western corn rootworm) is the source of this 8406-nucleotide messenger RNA. RefSeq lists its product as uncharacterized. Gene Ontology annotation, biological process: transmembrane transport. Bases 260 to 1558 code for a protein of 432 amino acids. The record is from RefSeq and is a predicted model, not a curated record. Lineage: Eukaryota; Metazoa; Arthropoda; Insecta; Coleoptera; Chrysomelidae. Gene Ontology annotation, molecular function: transmembrane transporter activity. The transcript has 3 exons. Gene Ontology annotation, cellular component: membrane.
GUUGUGUAUGAAGACUGUGGCCAGCUUUAGUAGCACGCGGUUGAAUGUUGAAUUUGAAUAAAUAAAUCAUCAGUCAGAGUCAGAGUGUCAGAGGCAGAGCCUACAACACAGUACACAGUGUAGUACAUAACCAAUAACAAGGUCAGAUGUGGUACGCAACUAGAUAUGUGAUUUUGGUAAAUAAUAACGACAGUAAAAUUAACUUGAAUGUUGGAUUAAGUGUGGAUAUAGUGUACUAAAGAGCCAACAAGUAAAAAUCAUGAAAAAUAUAUCUACUAUAGCCGCAGUGUCAACAGGCUGCCUGCUAAUGCUUUUCGCUGGACUGUCUGAAGUUAGUUAUGGCGUACGUUUAUCCCGGCUUUUAAGUGAAGAAGAAUAUUAUUAUUCCUUAAUUACUAUAUUUGUAAUAUCAGCGAAAGUGGGAAGUAUAAUUGGAUCACUGGUAUAUAGUAUUUUAGCCGAUAUUAUUGGCAGAAAGUACACCAUAACUGCCAUUUGCGUACCAAUAGUAAUAUCAUCAAUCAUUUUUCAAAUUACUUCAGAAUAUGUAGUGGGUUGUGUAGCACAUUUUCAAGCAGGUUUCUCAAUUGGUGGAAUUUUUUCAGUUUUACCUGUUUAUAUAGGAGAAGUGGUUACAGAAGGUUCCCGAGGUAGAUUAAUUGCUGUUUUUUGGCCAGCAUUUGCUUUAGGGGCAUUUUUAAUACAAUCACAAAUUUUAAAGAUUUUUGGAGGUAACAUAGAAUUUUCUUUUACCAAUUACACCUCUUCAUUUUUGGGCUUUCUUACCACCAUUUUAUCCAUAACCGUAUUACUUGAGACUCGUAGAAAACAUUUUGUAAAUCCAAGAAGUAUACCCCUAAACAAGCAGUUAGAACUAAACGAAGUACAAGAUGAGAUUUACGAAAAUUUCACCAAUAUACAAAAUCAUGUUGACAUGGAAGCUAAGCACUCCAUUUUUGGAAAACAUAAAUGGCUUAAACCCAUGUUACUAAUGGUGUUACUUUAUAUUCUUAGUUUACUAUCAGGAAUUAAUAGUUAUACUUUAUACAAAUAUACAAUUAACGAAUAUUACAAUCCUCGAUGGAAAGCAUUCAUUAUAAGUGGUGCGCAGCUGGUGACUUCAUUUUUUAUUGUAUUUUUAGUCGACCACUUUGGCAGAAAACUGUGUCUGAUGAUAUCUUUUGCAGGAACGGCGUACUGUUUAGUACUAUUCUUAAUACUUACUAUAUCUAAAACAGAUUUAUAUUAUCUGUAUGUACUAGUCUUUCUUAUGUUUCACACAGCUGUAAAUGUAGGUAUGGGUCCAAUACCUUUUGUACUCUUAGGGGAAAUCUUUCCUCGUCAUACAAAAAUGAUUUGUGUUGGUAUAUAUACAACCGUAACUUUUAUUUUAGAUCUGAUCUUACAAGGUCUUUCUGGGUAUAUUUUUAUACAAGAUUCAUUUAUAGAUGUCUAUGUUGCCAUACUUGUCUCGGCCAUAUCUGUGAUAAUUGUUAAAUAUGUCUAUUUCGAAACUAAACCUAAACGUUUUAAUGUAUUUUUUCUACAACCGUGUUAAAAAUACAAUCUUUAGCACUCCAUACGAGCGUUAAAAAUGCUACUUUAAGGCACUAGUGCUUUAAAAUGUGUAUGGCACUGCAGUUCGUAUUGACCGUAUAGGCAAUUUUGAUGUAAAUAAUUUUCUGAAAUUUCUGAAAAUAAUUUUAUUUCAUCGAAUUAUCAGUAGUAAUUGCACAAGAACUCUGAAAUUAUUGAAUUUUUCCCGAGUGACACUUUGACAGUUUUAAUUUCACGAGCCGAAGGCGAGUGAAAUUAUAUCAAAGUGUUACGAGAGCAAAAAUUCUAUAUUAAGAGUUCGAGUGCAAUUUGUUGCGAUUAUUUCAUGAAUAAAACUGUUCAAAACCAAAAUUUUAUUGCAAUUUAUUUAUGUAAGUACAAAUUAGUACCAUUAAACACACAGUUUUUAUAAAUAUUUGACGAUUUAAAGUCAUCACUUUUAUAAUUUUUAAAACAUUAAUUGUCAUUAAUGUCACUGAAUGUAUUUUUUCGUAGCAACGAAGGGCAUCUGACGUAAUAUACUUAACGACGGGAGAUUAUCAAAAAUUAUCGAUUUAAUUCAGAUUUCUGUAGCUUUCUAAUGGUCAGAAUCUCCUAUGAAUGAAAUAAUCGCGCUAAUUUCAUUAAAACAUGAAUACAAUAAGAUACAUUUGAAAUAAAUUAGUAAAUAAUAUCUAAAUAUUAGUUUAUUGCAUGUAUUAUAAUAUAUUAUAGUGCCAUGUUCUAAUGUAUUUUACUUUUCCGCACGCCGUGCGGGAAAAUUUACUUUCACGCACGCCGUGCGGGAAAGUUCAACUUUCGAAAACGAAAUGCGUGCGUGAAAGUAGCACUUUUAGCACGGCCGUAGAAAAAGAAUAUUGUAUGAUAUGCGUGUUAAAAAGUACAUUUUUAAGGCACUCAUAUGAAUUGCAGAACUCGCUUCGCUCAUUCUGCAAACUUUCACAUGCGUGCGUUAAACGUGUACUUUUAACACUUAUAUCAUAAAUAACUAAACUUACGUGCAUAGAAAUCGACCCACUUAAAAAUUUGUUCAUUUUUGAUGUCUCGUAUUUAUUAAAACUGUUGGCCGAUUUAAGUGAUUUUUUUAAUUUGGUAUAGCCUGAUUCUUUAACAAUAUCGCUGUGAUAAUAUUGUUGCUAAACAGGUAAAUUUUUAUUGUAUACCGGGUAUACGAAUCAAACUGUGUUUUUUCUCAAAGUUCUGCAUUACACUUUGGAAUAUUCCACCAUUUAUAGAAUACUGAAAUUAAAACUAUAGCAUCAGGUUUUCUUAACAUUCUGUUUUUUUAUUCAUUCGUUUUUGUUGGAUAAUAAGAAAGUUAGGUACUUUAACAACUCUACAUGUUCUUCAUCAAUACACGGUGUUUCUAAAUAAGUGGGGCAAACUUUAAGGGGUUGAAAGUGCAUGAAAAAAUAAUUACAGUUUGCUUUAUAAACGUAUCUUUACAAAUGUUUCGUUUCCGAGAUAGGGGAUGUUGAAUUUUUUCUUACAAACUGACGAUUUAUUUAUUGCUCUAAAACCAGUUCAGAUAUGCAAAUGAAAUUUGGUAGGUUUUAAGAGAUAGUUAUUGCGCAUUUUUUGACAUGCAACUAAGAAUUUUAUAUACACCAUUGGCGUGUAUACGGGUAAUAAAUAUGAUCGGUCAUAUUAGGCUUACAUCAAACGGCCAAACAUUUAUUACAAUCAAACGGUCAAAAUCAAAAUAGAAGACCAGUUAACUGAUAAAAUUGCAAUAGAACGAGGAGUACGACAGGGCUGUAUUUUAUCUCUACUACUAUUCAAUAUUUACUCUGAAUGGAUAUUUAAGGAAGCCUUAGACGGUUGUGCCAAAGGAGUAUUAAUAAAUGGUGAAUGGUUGAAUAACAUUAGAUAUGCAGAUGACACCAUAGUUUUUGCCAAUAAUCUCAAUUAUUUACAGAUAUUAACAAAUCGUAUAACAGAAGUCAGCAGCAGAUACGGACUAGCUCCUAACAUAAAAAAUACCAAAUUUAUGACAAUUAGUAAGAAACCAAUAUUAAACGCUCAACUUACAAUCAACCAACAGAAUAUCGAAAGAGUUGAGCAAUAUACAUAUCUGGGUGCGAAUUGAAAUAGCCAAUGGGACCACUCAACAGAAAUUAAACAGCUAAUAAUAAGGGCGAAAGCAGCAUACGUUAGAAUGAGACCCAUUUUUAACAGUAGAGACAUAUCAUUAAAAACGAAAUACCGUCUGUUAAAAUGCUACAUAUUCUCAGUUCUGCUGUACGGAAUGGAAGCAUGGACACUAACUGUUGCAUCUAUGAAUCGGCUCGAGGCUUUCGAAAUGUGGUGUUAUUGGCGCAUCUUACAUGUAUCCUGGGUUGACCGAAUUACCAAUGUGGAAGUCCUGCGUAGAAUGGGGAAAGAGUGUGAAAUUCUCAUAACCAUAAAAACAAAAAAAUUAGAAUAUCUGGGACAUGUAAUGAGAAAUCAAGAACGUUACGGCCUUCUCCAACUGAUUCUCCAAGGGAAGGUAAAUGGUAAAAGAGUACCGGGAAGAAGACGCAUUUCCUGGCUUCGAAAUUUACGUAAGUGGUAUAACACGACUACCACUGAACUGUUCCGCGCUGCGGUAAACAAAGUCAAGAUAGCCGCGAUGAUCGCCAACAUCCGGAACGGAUAGGCACUUUAAGAAGAAGAUAUUACCCUUAUGCGCGCUAAUGGUGAAUAUUAAGUUCUUAAUUGUAUGUCAAAAAAUGUACAAUAAGUAUCUCUUAAAACCUACCAAAAUUCAUUUGCAUAUCUCAACUGGUUUUAGAGCAGUAAAUAAAUCAUCAGUUUGUAAGAAAAAAUUCAACAUCCCGUAUCUCGGAAACGAAACUUUUGCAAACAUACGCUUAUCAAGGAAACUGUCAUUAUCUUUUCAUGCCGAAUUACCCCUUAAAGUUUAUCCCACUUAUUUAGAAACACCGUGUAUUGAUGAAGAACAUGUCUAGUUGUUAAAGUAACUAACUUUUUUAUUAUCCAACACAAACGAGUGAAUUAAAAAACAAAAUAUUAACAAAACCUGAAGCUGUAAUUGGGUUUUAAUUUCAGUAUUUUAUAAAUGCUAGAAUAUUGCACAGGGUGAUGUGAACUUUGAGAAAAAAACACAGUUUGAUUCGUACACCCGGUAUAUAGAGCUGGGCCGGGUACUGAUAAUUUGGUUCGGGUACAGAGAACCGGGCACUUUUCAUAUUUGAGGAACGAGUACAGAGUACCGAGUACAUUGCUCAAAAAAAGUACUCAGAGUACAAUACUCAAAGUACAACUACCCGAAUUUCUCGGGUACAUAUUUCGAGUACAUUUGAAUUUAGAACCCGAAAAAAGGUAAGAAUGUAAUAAUUUUAUCUCUGCAUAAUUAUCUAAACAUAUAUAUUUAUGAGUCAUGAAAACACAAAAUGACGUACAAUUUCGACGACAUAAUAAGUAUAAUACCACUCACACUCACUGAAUAAUUUUAUAGGCUUUUAAUAUAACUAAGCAUAAAGUUUCAUAAGUUCUUCAGAGCAAUUCUUCGAGGGCUAUUAGUGAUUAUGACUAGAGUUCGGGAAAUAUGCAAAAUACAUAUAAAGUGCAUAUCUGCAUAUUUUGGAUAAAUUUUAUAAGUGCAUAUGCAUUUAUUAAAAAUCCAUAUUUUGAGUUAUUUAUGAAUAACCGCUUUAAAACAUGCAUUUUUUCACGAAAAAUCAAAAUUUGUGAUCUUUGAUAACUUAAAAAGUGUUAAUUUAUUUUAAUAACUUUAUAUAACAAAUUUUCCUUAGAAUUUGUCCCUCUAUCUAUUUGUGGGGUUAAGUUGGAUUUAUAGUUUGACGUAGCAUGACGUAGCGUAGACGUAGACGCAACGGAGACGCACUGGAAAAGAUCAACACCGAAUUUUGUGUACUCGUGUUUAUAGAUGAACGCAAGCGCCUGACGGAACGUAAGAGAAACGUAACGUAACAUAAGAGAUGACCAACUUUCAUCUUUUACAGUGCGUUUCUUCCGUCUGGCCAAUCAUAAGGCAGAAUUUUGUUCUGUCACUCAAAGUGGACCCGCCCCGCCCCCUCAUUCCUUGUGUUGUGUAAAAAGUUGAUUGUCAACAUAUUCGAAUUUUGUUAAUUAUUUGUUAAUACAAUGGAUGUUAAGUUAUUAAUUUAAUAAAAAUAUAUCAUAGAGUCAUUUCAAUAUUUCAGAUAAAUAUGAGUUGCUUAUUAGCCUGAUUCGUGGUUAUCCACACAUAUUAUACGAUAGGUAAAUCCAAUAAACAUUUAAAGACCAGGAAAUGAAACAAAAUAGUUGGAAAUCCCACGGCAUGCGGCACCAAAGAGCAUACUUUCGUUUAUUUCCUAAUCCAUGUAACACACAAAACAGAUAAAUAUUAUAAUAAAUAAUAGUAUAAGUAUAAAUAAAUAAACACAAAGUUUGUUUACUGUUCGUAUAAUUUAUAGGCUAUGUUGUUGAAUUAGAAUUAAGUCAUUGUUUACUCUUUCUACUCAUGCGCAAAAAUUCCGCUACGUCGAUCUAUAAAUUGACAUAAUAUUUUCUUCCGUCUCCAGUCCGUUUCUUACGUCUACGUUGCGUCUACGUCUACGCUACGUCAAACUAUAAAUCCAACUUUAUUUUUAAUAAAGUAUUUUUCACCCCCAAAAAGGGGGUGGAAUCCACUCCCAGGGUAAAAGCGCAAGUUGGCACUAUUAAUUUCACUCUUUUUUAUUGAGGUAUCGUCUAACCAUUCACCAAUUUUCGUGAAAAUCGAUGGAGGUUGACUGAAAGCGAAGGUAAUAGUUGAUUUUUACCUUCACUGACGGCAAUAUGGAAAAGACAUUGCAAUUCAGUAAUCGAAAUGCGCAUAUUUUGCAAGGUCAUAAAUUAGUAAAUAGUCGCAAAAUAAUUAAUUUUUUAAAUUUUAAGUACAAUUCUCUCUUAUUACGAAUUAUUAUAUCCUCGAUACGAUAUAUUUUAAUUUUUCUCGACAUUUUUCUCUUGAGUUGAAUCAAUUAGAGUGUUGUUCUAGGAUCACUAUAAGCUCAAAAAUCUAAACUAUUAUCACUUCAAAAGCUCAUAAAUAGCUCGCAAUUCCGCCGCAACGAUCAAUUCAAUAUCUCUAUUUUUAAGUAGUGUGAGAGGUGUGCGUCAGCCCCCACAAAAAUAUUAAAUUUCUGCCCAGUGUAACGAGCCCGAAAUUUUUAAUCUAGGGUAUAUGAAAUCUCAUAAACAGCUAAGUAGUAAUUUAGCACUACUUAUAUUUUAAUCUCUAUAAGGUGAGGGGCCAGCUCAACAGGGGUGAAGUAUAAAGAAGUUUUUCCGCGUAUAAACAAUUAUUAUCGGAUAGACGGCACAGUUUUUCCCUAGAAAAUUUAGAAAAAUUUUUAAUGAUAUAUAGUUUUAACUUUAACAACAAUAUAAUAAAGAAUGAUGAUGCUGAAUAAUAUAAAGAGUACAUACAUAAAUAUAAUGAUGUAGAAAUUUCAAUAAAUAUUUUUGUGAUUAGCAUAAAAUAAAUUAAAUACUUUCAAUACAAAGAUUGCUGCGUUUUUUAUUUAUUUGCAUUAAGUGCAUGAAAGCAUAUUUUAGUGCAUAUUUCAACUGUUUUUUGUGCAUAUUUGCAUGCAUAUUUUAGGGUUUUUUAAGUGCAUAUUUCCCGAGCUCUAAUUAUGACAUAAGAGACUAGGCGUUUUCUUGACUUUGCGAAUGGACUAAUACUGAAACGGCGUUUUACAUGUUGUUAUUAAUUUGCUGUCCUAAAUGCAGCGACAAGUUUAGACUUGCAAAAAGUACUCGUAAAAUGUACUCGUAUACUAAAUGCGGGUACCGGGUAUUUUACCCAUACGCUACGGAUACGAGUACCGAGUACUUUAUUGGAAAUGUACUCGGGUACUGGGUACUGAAUACCCAAAAUGUACUUAGAGUACAAAAUUCGGGUACUUGUACCUGGGUAUUGCCCAGCUCUGCCGGUAUACAAUACAAAUUUACCUGUUUAGCAACGAUAUUAUUUCAGCUAUAUUACUAAAGAAUCGGGCUACAACAUGUUAAAAAAAUCACUUAAAUCGGCCUACAGGUUUAGGAAAUAAGAGACAUCAAAAAUUACCAAAUUUUUAAGUGGCCGAUUUCUAUGAACGUAAGUUUAUUAAAUGAAGUUAAAAUGAUGACUAAUUAUAAUAUUUAUUUAUUUGUAUAUAAAUAAGUAAUAAAUUUUUAUUAAGUAGAUUUUGCAGGGAGGUAAUAAGAAUAGAAUUGUAUAAAAGUUUAUAUUGAAAAAAUUAAAAAAAAAAAAAAUUAUACAAAAAAAUAUGUAUACAAAAAAAAUGUAUAAAAAAAUUAAAUCUUAUUAAAAAAAAAUAAAAAAUAAAUAAAAAAAAGUAUAAUAAAUUAUAAAAAAAAUAAAAAAGAGAAAAAAAAAAAAAAUUAAAAACACAAAGAGGGUGUAAACCUCCGCGGGGUUGAUCCGGGUUGAAGCCUUAUCGCUGUGUAAAAAAAAACAUAUAUUUAUUAGCAUUUAGUAUUAGUAUUUAGUAUUAGCAUGUAGUUUUUUUUGUCGAUUUAAUUAUUUGUAAAUUAAUUUAAGUUGGUUAGGGCCAUGAAUGAGGAGUAUACCUUCUGGUCAAUUUAAUGUUUCCACUUCUACAUAUGUAUGUAUGUAUGUGCGUGCAUAAGUAUUAUAUGUACGCACAUGUACCUAAUGUAUUAUGUAAUGCAAUGUAUUAUAUUUGGAAUAUUGUAGCAAACAGUAAUUUAUUAUCUAUCGUGGCUGAAUGGAUCAAUUAAUCCAAAGCCAAUAAGGAAGAAAAAAAAAAGUAAUAAAUUAUUGUUUGGACAAUUUUUUUUGUUUUAAUUAUAUUUGAUGUAAUAUAACUAUGUAUUGUAAUUGGA